AUGCUGUUAUCAGAGUACGACAUCCAAUAUCGUGCCCAAAAAGCCAUCAAAGGAAGUGUUUUAGCCGAUCAUUUAGCCUCCCAACCUAUUAAUGAUGAUCAAUCUUUACAAGACGAUUUCCCAGAUGAAGAAAUCAUGUAUUUGAAAUCAAAAUAUUACGAAGAACCUUUACAUGGAGAAGGACCUGAUCCUGAGUCCCGAUGGGGUUUGAUUUUUGAUGGAGCUGUUAAUGCCUAUGGUAGAGGAAUUGGGGCCGUCAUUGUUAUGCCACGAGGUUCUCAUGUACCGUUCACUACAAGACUGAUGUUCGACUACACCAACAAUACGGCAGAAGAUUACGCCCGAAAAUUGUUAACCUUCUUCAACAAAGUUGAAUUCCAUCAUAUACCUCGUGAGGAAAAUCAAAUGGCAAAUGCAUUGGCAACUCUAGCUUCCAUGUAUCAAGUAAAGUCUCCAAAUGAAGCUCCUCAGAUUACAAUCACGCGCUUGGAUAAGCCGGCUCAUGUAUUCGCUGCUGAAGUUGUCACUGAUGACAAGCCGUGGUUUUAUGACAUCAAAAUCUUCUUACAAAAAGAAGAGUACCCACCAGGGGCAUCUAUCAAAGACAGAAGAACUUUGAGAAGAUUGUCUGGUAGUUUCUUCUUGACUGGGGAUGUGCUCUACAAAAUGAAUUUUGAUAUGGUAUUGCUCAGAUGCGUGGAUAGACACGAAGCAAACCAAUUAAUAUAUGUGAUAAAGUGCCACAAAUCCCAGAUCUAUGCUGGUAAGAUCCAUGUGCCUCCGACGCUUCUCAAUGUUAUCUCCUCUCCAUGGCCUUUCUCUUUGUGGGGAAUAGAUAUGAUUGAAAUGAUUGAACCUAAGGCUUCAAAUGGACACCGUAUCAUCCUGGUCACCAUUGACUACUUCACCAAAUGGGUCGAAGUUGCCUCUUACGCCACUGUUACUAGACAAGUGAUGAUGAAAGAGUUAUGUGGUGAGUUCAAGAUUGAGCAUCACAAUUCCUCUCCCUACCGUCCUAAGAUGAAUGGAGCGGUAGAAGCGGCUAACAAUAAUAUUAAGAAUAUUGUUCAGAAGAUGGUUGUGACUUACAAGGAUUGA
This is a messenger RNA of Vicia villosa (hairy vetch), 1098 nucleotides long. RefSeq lists its product as uncharacterized. The transcript is spliced from 4 exons. The record is from RefSeq and is a predicted model, not a curated record. The coding region runs from base 1 to 1098 and encodes 365 amino acids. Lineage: Eukaryota; Viridiplantae; Streptophyta; Magnoliopsida; Fabales; Fabaceae. Gene Ontology annotation, molecular function: nucleic acid binding; RNA-DNA hybrid ribonuclease activity.